This is a messenger RNA of Python bivittatus (Burmese python), 2013 nucleotides long. RefSeq names its product cyclic nucleotide gated channel subunit alpha 3 (gene CNGA3). Gene Ontology annotation, molecular function: protein-containing complex binding; intracellularly cAMP-activated cation channel activity; cGMP binding. The record is from RefSeq and is a predicted model, not a curated record. Gene Ontology annotation, biological process: monoatomic cation transmembrane transport. Gene Ontology annotation, cellular component: intracellular cyclic nucleotide activated cation channel complex; plasma membrane. Lineage: Eukaryota; Metazoa; Chordata; Lepidosauria; Squamata; Pythonidae.
AUGGCUAAAGUUAACACUUAUCAUUCCUACCCUGCUGCCCAUAGUCCUUCUGUGAAGACUAUUAGUGAUGACCCUGGUAGACUUGAAAAUGGAAUUACCAGGACCCACUCCCUGGGUGAGGAUACAUCUUCAGAAUUGCAGAGAGUCAUUUCCAUGGAGACAGAAGGCAUAUCUGACUCUCAAAGGAACUCAUUCACAGGCAGUGGAGCAAUGACUAGGUUAUCAGGGUUUAUCUUAUUGGUGAGAACCUGGAUCAGGAAGCACUUAGAUGAAGAAGUCGAAAGGCCUGAUUCUUUUCUUGAGCGGUUUCAAGGGCCAGAACACAAAGAUGUUUCAAGCAGAGACAGCAACACUCAGCCAAACCUGGAAGGGAAAGAUGAGCUGAAAAAGAAAAAGAAAGAUGUCUUUGUGAUAGAUCCUUCAAGCAACUUGUAUUACAGGUGGUUGGGAGUCAUUGCAACACCAGUAUUCUAUAACUGGUGUAUGUUGGUAUGUAGGGCCUGCUUUGAUGAGCUACAGAUGGAACAUCUUACACUCUGGCUGAUCUUGGAUUAUUCCUCCGAUGUUAUCUACAUCAUGGACACAUUUGUCAGGUUCAGGACAGGUUUCCUUGAACAAGGACUACUAGUUAAAGAUGAAAAGAAAUUAAGAGAACAUUAUCAGUCAACUAUACAGUUCAAGUUGGACAUGCUAUCACUUUUUCCAACCGAUCUGGGUUUUUUCCAAUUUGGAAUGAACUAUCCUGAGUUACGAUUUAACCGGUUGCUGAGACUUGGCCGGCUAUUUGAGUUUUUUGACCGAACAGAAACAAGAACAAACUAUCCAAAUAUAUUUCGUAUUGGGAACCUUGUUUUGUAUAUUCUCAUUAUUAUUCACUGGAAUGCAUGUAUAUAUUUUGCCAUUUCCAAGCUAAUUGGGUUCGGAACAGACAGCUGGGUUUAUCCCAAUAUCUCCCAUCCAGAACAUGGACGUCUGUCCAGAAAGUAUAUUUACAGUUUAUACUGGUCAACGUUGACCCUGACGACCAUUGGAGAAACUCCAUCUCCAGUGAAAGAUGAGGAGUAUUUGUUUGUGGUCAUUGACUUUUUAGUGGGUGUGCUUAUUUUUGCUACCAUUGUGGGUAAUGUAGGCUCUAUGAUUUCUAACAUGAAUGCCUCUAGGACAGAGUUCCAGGCCAAGGUUGAUUCCAUCAAGCAAUACUUGCACUUUCGAAAGGUCACUAAAGAUUUGGAAGCAAGGGUAAUUAAAUGGUUUGAUUAUCUAUGGACCAAUAAGAAAACAGUCGAAGAAACUAAAGUCCUGAAGUACCUCCCUGAUAAACUGAAGGCUGAAAUUGCCAUAAAUGUCCAUUUGGAAACACUAAGGAAAGUGCGGAUCUUCCAAGAUUGUGAAGCUGGGCUCCUCGUUGAGUUGGUGUUGAAGUUAAAACCUACUGUUUUCAGUCCUGGAGAUUAUAUAUGCAAAAAAGGUGAUAUCGGAAGAGAGAUGUAUAUUAUUAAAGAAGGGAAACUGGCUGUUGUGGCAGAUGAUGGGGUGACACAGUUUGUGGUUCUAAGCGAUGGCAGCUACUUUGGAGAAAUCAGCAUCUUAAACAUCAAAGGCAGCAAAUCUGGCAACAGAAGAACCGCAAAUAUAAAAAGCAUAGGUUAUUCUGAUCUAUUCUGUUUGUCUAAAGAUGACUUGAUGGAAGCUCUCACAGAAUAUCCUGAGGCCAAAAAGGCACUGGAAGAAAAAGGACGGCAAAUUUUGAUGAAAGAUAACUUAAUUGAUGAGGAAGCAGCUAAAGCAGGAGCAGACCCCAAAGACUUGGAAGAAAAAAUAGACAAACUUGAAUCAGCUCUGGAUAUUCUUCAGACGAGGUUUGCUAGACUUUUAGCAGAGUAUACUGCCUCGCAGGCUAAAAUCAAGCAGAGACUUGUAGAAGUUGAAACCAAAAUGAAGAAGUAUGGAAGUGCUAUUUUGUCAGAUGCAGCAGAUGAGGUAGAAAAGCCAGAAGAACAGAAAAAUAAUUAA